Molecule: messenger RNA, 1098 nt
Organism: Symbiodinium necroappetens
Lineage: Eukaryota; Dinophyceae; Suessiales; Symbiodiniaceae
Source: the annotation of a GenBank genome assembly
AUGGUGCGGAAUUCAAGCGCUGCGGAUGCGGCUGCACAGAAGCGGAAUUCAAGCGCUCCGGAUGUGAUCGUCAACUUGCAGCCCAUCAAGCUGGAGUGGACCCCCAUCCCACAAGGGGGGCAUGAACCAGAAUCGGUUUCCCAGCGGCCACGGCCGAGCACACCACCUCGUUUGCGUUUCGCCCGCGUUGUGCGUGAAGAGGCCCAAACGCCACCACGGACACCGCAGGCUGCAGCAACACAGGAAGUACCACCUCGGGUAGUACUUCAAGCAGAAGUGGACGACAAGCGCACUGGUCUCGAGCUGCAGGAGCUGGUGGCGAAAAUACUGCAGGCAGCAAAGCAUGAUGUGAAUGCAGCAAACCCGUGGUGGUGCCGAGUUUUGGAUGUGAGCCGUAGCACUGUCUCUAUGCAGGUUCUGGAAAAGAAGAGGCGAACCUUGGCGCUGAAGCUUCAUCCCGACAAGGUCCCAACAAACACCGCUGACCAGGAUCUUAUCCGAAAAGCUUACCAUGCCGUGGACGAGGCCUACCAGAAAGGCAAGCUUUACGUGCAGACGAGGCCGACAGAGGAUGGCCCGAGGCGGCAGCGAUGGUGGAGUGAAGCGCAUGAGGCGAUCGUUAUCACCGCUGUCAUCCGCAUUGUCACCAUCAACAAGUUUGCAAUGCCUUCCUUCCCGAAACAGCCACAUGCUUUGAAGGAGAUGCUUGCAGCGAACCACCCGCCAGAUCUGGUCUGCUUCAACGCGGUGUUGGGCGGAUUUGCCAGGACCGGAGACGUUGACGAAACCCAGAAGUGGCUGCAAAGGCUGCGGGAACACAUGUUGCAGCCGAACGAGGUCACGUUCACAUCGCUGAUUUCCGCCUAUGCAAAGCGCGGCUCGGCUGCCAAGGCCGGUCAGCUGCUUGAGUCCAUGCUCGCAGAACAGCUUUGUCCAACUGUGGAAAGUUACACGGCCAUCAUUGACUGUGGGGCCCCCGGCGAUCGGGAGCUGUUUGCGUCGGACGUUUUCAGGAGCUGCGCGAGCUCCGGGGAUGUUGACCAGUCAGCUCUGGCCCCAUUCUUCGACAGAGCUUUCUUACAAGGGAGAUCAGCGUAG